Molecule: messenger RNA, 3590 nt
Organism: Homo sapiens (human)
Lineage: Eukaryota; Metazoa; Chordata; Mammalia; Primates; Hominidae
Gene: MYRFL
Product: myelin regulatory factor like
Exons: 25
Coding region: 292-3024 (910 amino acids)
Biological process (GO): regulation of DNA-templated transcription; protein autoprocessing
Cellular component (GO): nucleus; cytoplasm; membrane
Molecular function (GO): DNA-binding transcription factor activity; DNA binding
Source: RefSeq, marked validated
AGAGUAGAAACAGUUCCUUAUAUUAAGACAGAUGAAUUUGCUACCUCUUCCCUCUUCAUGAAUUUUUUUUAAAUGUAUGGUUGUAUAUCCUUCCAGUUUUAUAAUCACAUUUGAAAACUCAACCAUCUUUCUGGGCACAAUUUGAUGGCUGAAGAUAUGCUUCACUCCAAUAAAAAGAAAAUGAAGAUUUUUCAAGAGCAUUCGUAGGCUUCGAAUCAAAAGGACAGUACUUAUUUCCUGAGGUCUGAUAACCGUUGUUUUAUGAGGAAAUAGUACUAGGAUCACAGUACCAUGGAUGUGGUAGGCGAAAAUGAGGCCCUGCAGCAGUUCUUUGAAGCUCAGGGAGCCAAUGGUACUCUGGAGAACCCAGCCCUGGACACAAGUCUGUUGGAGGAAUUUCUGGGCAAUGACUUUGAUUUGGGGGCCUUGCAACGCCAGCUCCCAGACACCCCGCCCUAUUCUGCAUCCGACUCAUGCUCUCCUCCGCAGGUCAAAGGUGCAUGCUACCCAACCCUGAGGCCCACAGCUGGGAGGACUCCAGCUCCUUUUCUCCACCCCACAGCUGCUCCUGCGAUGCCGCCCAUGCACCCGCUGCAGAGCACCUCUGGAAUGGGCGACUCCUGCCAAAUCCACGGAGGCUUUCACAGCUGCCACUCAAACGCCAGUCAUCUUGCCACCCCCCUGGACCAAUCCGUGUCCUCCCAUCUGGGGAUAGGUUGUUCUUACCCUCAGCAGCCUCUGUGUCACAGCCCUGGAGCCUCAUUGCCUCCAACCAAGAAGAGAAAGUGCACGCAGGCACUGGAGGACUCCGGGGAAUGCCGAGUGUGGGCCUGCCACUGCAGACCGAUGACAAGUAGGAGUCGCAGCAGUGAAGUCCAGGACCCUGACAGUGAGGGACAGAACAGAAUGCCUACAGACCAGUGCUCUCCUGCUCUGAAGUGGCAACCAUGCCAUAGUGUUCCUUGGCACAGCUUAUUAAACAGUCAUUAUGAAAAACUACCUGAUGUGGGCUAUCGAGUUGUAACAGACAAAGGAUUUAAUUUUUCACCAGCAGAUGAAGCUUUUGUUUGCCAAAAGAAGAAUCAUUUCCAGAUAACCAUUCACAUCCAAGUUUGGGGAAGUCCAAAAUUUGUUGAAACCGAGAUGGGCCUAAAGCCAAUAGAAAUGUUUUACUUGAAAGUUUUUGGCACUAAGGUGGAAGCUACCAAUCAAAUAAUUGCUAUUGAACAGUCCCAAGCAGAUAGGAGCAAAAAGAUUUUCAAUCCUGUUAAAAUUGACCUACUGGCUGACCAGGUCACCAAAGUAACACUGGGACGAUUACACUUCAGCGAAACCACAGCAAAUAAUAUGAGAAAAAAGGGAAAACCAAAUCCAGACCAGAGAUACUUCAUGUUGGUGGUUGGACUGUAUGCUGCUAACCAAGACCAGUUCUAUCUGUUGUCUGCCCACAUCUCUGAAAGGAUCAUUGUAAGGGCCUCUAACCCUGGGCAGUUUGAAAAUGACAGUGAUGCAUUGUGGCAGCGAGGACAAGUUCCAGAAUCUAUUGUCUGUCACGGUCGAGUAGGAAUCAACACAGAUGCGCCGGACGAAGCCCUGGUUGUCUGUGGCAACAUGAAAGUGAUGGGGACCAUCAUGCAUCCCUCUGACAGCCGGGCAAAGCAGAAUAUCCAGGAGGUUGACACGAAUGAACAGCUGAAAAGAAUAGCCCAAAUGAGAAUUGUUGAAUAUGACUACAAACCUGAAUUUGCAUCUGCAAUGGGAAUAAACACUGCCCAUCAAACAGGAAUGAUUGCCCAGGAGGUGCAAGAAAUCCUGCCCAGAGCAGUAAGAGAGGUUGGUGAUGUCACCUGCGGAAACGGAGAGACCUUGGAGAACUUCCUCAUGGUGGAUAAGGACCAGAUCUUUAUGGAAAAUGUAGGUGCAGUGAAGCAACUGUGCAAACUAACUAACAACCUUGAGGAAAGAAUAGAAGAGUUAGAAAUAUGGAACAGAAAGCUGGCCCGGCUAAAGCGGCUCAGUAGUUGGAAGUCAUCAGCCAGUGAAGCAAGCACAAUCAGCAAAUCUAGCAGAGCCGUUAGUGCAUCUUCUCCAAGAAGGGCCGUUCAUAAAAAAAACAACAAGGUUUAUUUUUCAGGAAAAAGACAGGCGUGUCCUAAUUGGGUUUUCCAGACCUUGGUUAUAACUCUGAUUGCUGUGAUGGCAUUUUGUGCUUUGACGAUAGUUGCCCUCUAUAUACUUAGCUUAAAAGAUCAAGACCGACGUGUCCCAAAUCUCCCUCCAAGCAAUAUCACAAGCUCACAGGAGCCAGCUCUGCUGCCCACAGCCUCCUCCUCAGCACCUAAUACAUCCCUGGUAACCACACCGGCCUCCUUACAAGUACCUGAAAUUACUUUCUGUGAAAUCCUGCCGUGUCAGGAGACUUAUUGCUGCCCCAUCCGGGGAAUGAAAGAAGUCUCUUCAAGUCCUGUGCAAAGACAAUCUGAGGAGAAGGAAUUCCAUCAGAGGCGAUGGUCAGAAGACAAAAGCAAAUCAGUUUUGGCAAGAAAUGCACUCAGCGGCCCUGACUGGGAGAGUGACUGGAUUGAUACAACCAUCAGUUCUAUUCAGAUUAUGGAAAUCCAGCAAAUAAUAGAUCAUCAGUAUUGCAUUCAAAGCCUCCAGUGCGGAUCUGGAAAUUAUAAUUACAAUAUUCCUGUUAAUAAACACACACCCACCAAUGUCAAGUUCUCUCUGGAAAUAAACACAACAGAGCCAUUGAUAGUCUUCCAGUGCAAAUUCACCCUUGGAAAUAUAUGUUUCCAUAGUAAAAGGGGAACCAAAGGGCUGGAAAGCCACAGAGAAAUCUCCCAGGAGAUGACACAGGGAUAUCAGCACAUUUGGAGCCUCCCUGUAGCCCCAUUUUCUGACAGCAUGUUCCAUUUCCGUGUAGCUGCACCGGAUUUAGCUGACUGUUCAACUGAUCCUUAUUUUGCUGGGAUAUUCUUCACCGAUUACUUCUUUUACUUCUAUCGACGCUGUGCCUAAUUUGUUCAAGUUUGGGGACUUUACCAAAGAAAAAUACUCAGGAAUACAUUUAACAGAAACGAACAUCCUCUUGCAACUUCUUUUUUCUUCUUUGUAAAACAUUUACGUUUAUUGCUGAAGGACUUUUUCAGGCUUUAGCUUCCAACAGUUUUGAGACAUUAAUGAGGAGAAUAAAAUGUUUGCUGAAACUUGAAAUAAUGUGAUGUUUGAUUUUGCCAUGACUAUGAAGAAAACAUUUCCUGGAGCAAACAGUUCUGUUGAAUUUAAAAAUACUAUUAUUUCUGGUAUUAAGGAAGUUGUGAGCUCAAAAUAAGGAGAUCUAGCCUCUAUUUUGUUUUAAUGUAUUUUAAAGCUUUUGAAAAAACCAAAAGGGCCAUGUCGACUUCGGCCCACUAAACAUAGACUCUUGAGAAUGUGUGAUAUGGUAUGUGGAGGAGAUGUGGGGGGUGGUAUCUGAUACUGAGCUCACAUUUAGGCAAAUUGUCCUAUGUGUGUGUGUAUUGUAUAAACACAUACACUAGAGUACAGAAUGUAGUUUGUUAAUCAAAUGGAUUUAAGAGAAAUAA